UGACUAUUGAUUUGAAUGAAGUGAGCGAAGUAAAAUUGACAAUCAGAUGAACAUUUGUCAAACACCAUUUUGACAAAUCAAGUGAAUUUACAAUUCGACUUGAAAUGUCUACUUUCAGUUUAAAUGGUGACUCUUCUUAUAUUUUAAAUGAAUGGUUGUCCCCUUAUGAUGAACCAGAGAUUGAGAUAACCAUUUUAAUUCCUAAUGGGUUAAUAACCACAUUAACAGUUUCUAAUAAGACGAAACUUUUUGACAUAAAAGAGGAGAUUUUUGACUUAGCGGCGGAUUUACCAAUGUAUGGAGCUCUUUAUGACAAACAAAGUUAUGUUUUUACUUGUGUUAACUUUACAACUGGUGAACAAGAAGAGGUUGAUGAAGAUCGAUCAAUUGCUGAUGUUAAACCUUUCAUGAAAAUUUUACGUCUAAUUGAAAGGAAAGGUAAUAUAGCGUCUAAACAGCUUAACGCUCAAAUUGGACCUCUUAUUGGUAAAGGUUUACAUGAGUUUGAUGCUUUAAAAAAUCCAGAAAUUAAUGAUUUUCGUUGGCGAGUUAAACAUCGAUGUGAGGAGAUUGCCAGACAGCGCUUAGAAGAGUCUUGGAUGAAUAAAGUCAAAUACAAAUAUCCUGUCCGAAUAGAACCAAAUCCCGGUAUACCGUUAUACUUGAAAGAUCAUCUAUCCAAAGAAACAAUCGACAUUCAAAUUCGUAUAAAAUCAAAGGAUUUCAUUGAACUCAACAUUUUUUAUCGAGCUAAAAUUGAUGAAAUAAUAAGAGCAACUCUUGAACUAUUUGAGACUGAAUACGAGGAAGAUAAGUACAGCCUGAAAAUAUUUGGACAAGAAGAGUAUCUUCUUGAUAAUCAUCCUCUAAUAUGUUACAAAUAUGUGCGAGAAUCCCUUGCCAAUUACUUGAAGCCGUCUUUUAUAAUAAUUGUUAACUCCGAAAUUGAUGUCAGUGAAAAAAUUGUGAAUGAACCUCGACAUCGGAGCUCAACAUUACAUUCAACUCAAACUGGAACUUAUCGCAAAAAAACCAAACCUGUAUCAUCUUUUGAUAUAAAUGAAAAAUUUUCAAUAACAAUCAACAAAUGUAUCCGGAUGAAUCACACAGAAGGUGUCCGAUUAGCUGUUUCAGCUGGCUUGUUUCACGGUGGAUCCCUUCUUGUGCAUUCACUAUCAACUUCAGAUGUAAACGCUUCCACCGACGAAGAUAAUAACAUGGAUGUAGUCGAAUGGGAUGAACAAUUGACCUUUGACAUACCCUUGUCAGAUGUACCCCGGAUGACUAGACUGUGUUUGGUUCUUUAUGAGAUCAUGGUUCGUGCACGUAAAGGCUCUGGUUUCUUUUUAGUUAAAUCAACCAUUGCUUGUGAUAUAACAACUAAUCAUUUAAAAUGGGCCAAUACACCUUUGUUUGAUUAUCGUGGACAGUUAAAAUCGGGAAGCUAUACUCUUCCAAUGUGGCCUUACCCAGAAUCUUUGGAUGAUUUAUCAGGAAAUGCUUUUAAUCCAUUGGGGACUGUUUUACCAAAUCCAUUUUGUGGUGAGGCAACUUGUUUGACAAUUACUUUUCCAAAAUACUCGGCUUAUCCUGAAUCAGCUAUCUUCUAUCCUCAGCUGGAAGCAAUCUUGGCAUCAACACCGGUUGCUAAUUCAAGCGAUUCUAGGAAAUCAGGUGAUCAUUCUCCGAGUUCACGAUAUCUGGAACAAUUGAAAUCAAUUUGUUCUCGUGACCCCUUGACAGAGAUGGCCUCAUUGGAUCGCGAAUUUCUUUGGUAUUUUCGUGAAGAUUUGUCUCUUUACUUACCAACAGCAUUACCAUACUUACUUAAUUGUGUCGAUUGGUCUGACCAUCUAUCUGUUUGCUCCAUGUUACGCUUACUUCAUAGAUGGCCUAAACUUGAGCCUGAAAUGGCUUUACAGUUACUUGAUUAUGCUUAUGCUGAUUGUUCUGUUCGUAGUUAUGCUGUUUCUUGUUUAAAGUCAAUGUCUGAUGAUGAUUUAUCACUUUAUCUACUACAGUUGGUUCAAGCGUUGAAAUACGAAUCGUAUCUUCACUGUGAUUUGGCUAUGUUUCUUCUCGAAAGAGCACUUGUUAAUCGAAGACUAGGCCACCAGCUGUUUUGGUUGUUAAGAUCAGAAAUGGCUGAACCAAGCGUUUCAACAUAUUUUGGUUUACUUCUUGAAGCAUAUUGUCGAGGAUCAAUUGACCACAUGAAAGAUUUAUCUCGCCAAAUGGAAGCAGUUAAUAAACUUAAACAUAUGAAUGAAAUUGUCAAAAGAGAAUCAACUAGAGGAAAGGAAUCAAAGGAACGUUUGAUGACUGUAAUGCAUGAAAUUCUGGAACAAUCAUAUUACAAAGAGUCACUUAAAGAUGUUACCAAUCCAUUGGAUCCAAGAAUUAAAUUAUCAACAAUUAAAGUUGACAACUGUAAAUUAAUGGACAGUAAAAUGAAACCUCUUUGGCUUGUUUUCAACAAUUCUGACCAAGGAGCUGAUGAUGUCUCUAUUAUCUUCAAAAACGGUGAUGAUCUUCGACAAGACAUGUUAACUCUUCAAAUGUUUCGUAUAAUGGAUAAGUUAUGGAAAGAUGAAGGUCUUGAUUUACGAUUAACCCCAUAUCGAGUGAUUGCCACUGACAGAGGUGUUGGUUUGAUUCAAGUAGUUCCUUCAACUCAAACAUUGGCCAAAAUUCAGAAAAGUUGCUCAAUGAAAGCCACAUCAGCUUUUAAUAAAGCAGCACUUCUUAAUUGGUUACGAUCACACAAUCCAACCGAACCUGAAUUAACCAAAGCAAUCCGUCAGUUUACCUUAUCAUGUGCUGGCUAUUCAGUAGCUACAUAUGUUUUAGGAAUUGCUGACCGACACAGUGACAAUAUUCUGAUUAAAUCAAACGGACAAAUAUUGCACAUUGAUUUCGGUCACAUUUUGGGAAAAUUUAAAGAAAAAUUUGGAAUUCGAAGAGAACGAGUUCCAUUUGUCUUGACAAAUGACUUUGUCUAUGUUAUUACGGCAGGUGGAAGUCGAAGAGGCGAUUUUGCACCAUUCCAAUCAAUUUGUGAACAAGCAUUUACCAUUCUAUGGAAAAAAGGACAUUUCAUUUUAUCUCUUUUCGCCAUGAUGUUGUCCACUGGAAUCCCUGAAUUAUCAUCAGUAAAAGAUUUAGAUUAUCUGAGAGAAACUUUGGUUCUGGAUUUAACUCAAGAAGAAGCUUUGGCCCAUUUUCGUUCAAAAUUUGACGAAGCUUUAAAAAAUAGCUGGAAGACUAAUAUCAACUGGUUAGCUCAUAAUAUUGCCAAAGACAAUAACUAAAUUGUUACCUUUUUUACAACAAA
Tetranychus urticae (two-spotted spider mite) is the source of this 3334-nucleotide messenger RNA. It is a transcript of the gene Pi3K92E, whose product is annotated as phosphatidylinositol 3-kinase 92E. Gene Ontology annotation, molecular function: 1-phosphatidylinositol-4-phosphate 3-kinase activity; 1-phosphatidylinositol-3-kinase activity. The record is from RefSeq and is a predicted model, not a curated record. NCBI's taxonomy places the organism in Eukaryota, Metazoa, Arthropoda, Arachnida, Trombidiformes, Tetranychidae. Gene Ontology annotation, biological process: phosphatidylinositol 3-kinase/protein kinase B signal transduction; phosphatidylinositol-mediated signaling; phosphatidylinositol-3-phosphate biosynthetic process. Gene Ontology annotation, cellular component: phosphatidylinositol 3-kinase complex; cytoplasm; plasma membrane.